This is a messenger RNA of Postia placenta MAD-698-R-SB12, 240 nucleotides long. RefSeq lists its product as hypothetical. NCBI's taxonomy places the organism in Eukaryota, Fungi, Basidiomycota, Agaricomycetes, Polyporales, Adustoporiaceae. The transcript is spliced from 2 exons. Bases 1 to 240 code for a protein of 79 amino acids. The record is from RefSeq and is a predicted model, not a curated record.
AUGGUUCCGUGGAAUACCUUUGAGACGAUGGCACCUGCACCUAGUAUCUCUCCGCGGAUACUGACACAGACAACAGUGCUCCGCAGAGCAUUGGAGUGGCACGGGAUCGCAUAUCAGUUCUGGAGGCGAGCAAUGAUUCAGCACUUUCCGAAUCUGCGAUAUAUUGCUGUCGCUGGUGCUAGCAGUAGUGACACUUCAGAACACAGAAUUCCUCAAUCACCAGGUCUUGAGAACUCUUGA